AUGCCUUAAAAUUUCUAAUUCUAACCUGAAAAAUCGUAUCUAAAGUUGAUUCAGAGUUACAAAAUAUAGAGCAUUAAAAGAUCUAUAACCUAUUUUAUAUAUAUUUAUAGAAUUAGCAAUUAAUAUAAGCAAAGAUAUACAUGUAGCAUUGAAUUAAUUGAGAGAACAAAUGAUUAAAAGAGUUUUAAUUGGAAUCAAGAAUCCAAUUAAUAUCUUUAAUUAAAUUGA
Messenger RNA from Paramecium pentaurelia, 228 nucleotides. The record is from the annotation of a GenBank genome assembly. NCBI's taxonomy places the organism in Eukaryota, Ciliophora, Oligohymenophorea, Peniculida, Parameciidae.